UCGAACCAUUUAUUUCCCUUUUGUACGAGAAAUGACCCAACGUCGGGGCGGGAGAUAAAAGAUAUCUUUUUCUUUUUUCUCCCUCCUCAGGGCUCCUCCAUUUCCUGAUCUCUCGUUCUAUCAAUCUUCUCUGCGACUACAAAUCAGGCUUAUAUUGGUUGGGUCAAGUUACUAUUUAUCUCCCAUAUAGCAGAUUUUCCGGCGAGUUGAUUGGUUUCUGCAGCAAAAUUUUGAUCGUAUUUUGAGGAAAUGGGGUACAUUGGUGCACAUGGGAUUGCAACGCUGCACAGAUACAAGUACAGUGGUGUUGAUCACUCUUACGUCGCCAAAUAUAUACUGCAGCCCUUUUGGAGUCGCUUCGUCAAUUUCUUUCCACUAUGGAUGCCUCCGAACAUGAUAACUCUUAUGGGAUUUAUGUUUUUGGUCACAUCAGCAGUUCUUGGUUAUAUAUAUUCUCCUCAUUUGGAUUCACCUCCACCAAGGUGGGUUCAUUUUGCUCAUGGAUUGCUUCUUUUUCUUUAUCAGACUUUUGAUGCUGUUGAUGGGAAGCAAGCGCGGAGGACAAAUUCUUCAAGUCCAUUGGGAGAACUUUUUGACCACGGAUGUGAUGCACUUGCCUGUGCGUUUGAAACCUUAGCUUUUGGGAGCACCGCCAUGUGUGGAAGAUCUUCUUUCUGGUUUUGGAUACUUUCAUCUGUGCCGUUUUAUGGUGCAACAUGGGAACACUACUUCACCAAUACUCUAAUUCUUCCUGCUGUAAAUGGACCUACUGAGGGUCUCAUGCUGAUUUAUUUAUGUCACUUUUUCACUACCUUUGUUGGUGCUGGGUGGUGGACUGAGCAGUUUGGGAAGUCCAUACCAAUUUUUAGUUGGGUUCCAUUUCUUCAUGAUAUCCCUACAUUCAAAGCUGCACUGAUUUUAUUGACUGCUUUUGGUGUCGUUCCUACAGUUGCAUUCAAUGUGUACAAUGUUUACAAGGUYGUUCAGGCAAGAAAAGGAAACAUGCUAUUAGCAUUAGCGAUGCUUUACCCUUUUGUGGUACUCGUUGGAGGAGUCUUAGCAUGGGAUUAUUUGUCACCUACUGGCAUUAUUGGAAACUAUCCGCAUCUGGUUAUAACUGGAACUGGACUUGCUUUUGGAUUCCUAGUGGGUAGAAUGAUUCUAGCUCAUCUUUGUGAUGAGCCCAAGGGCCUGAAAACUGGAAUGUGCAUGUCGCUAUUAUUUCUUCCUCUUGCCAUUGCAAAUGCUCUCACAGCAAGGCUUAACGACGGGAUACCUUUAGUUGAUGAAAGUUUGGUUGUUCUUGGUUAUUGUCUUUUUGCUGUUGCUCUGUAUCUGCACUUCGCCACUUCAGUCAUUCAUGAGAUCACCACUGCCUUGGGAAUCUAUUGCUUCAGGAUAACCAGGAAAGAGGCAUAGAGUUGGCUGCAGUUUUACUUGGGCCAACUGGAAGUUGGAAUGAUGCAGCUGUAAAUUUCUCCUURUGAAGAGAAACAACAAUUCUGCAUUACUKAGAUUUUGGUUGAUAUCAUUUUUGGAUGAAAUUAAGGAUAGUUUUUCAAUCCAGUGAUUGUAAUUCAAUUCAUCCCCUACUCUGGUUGAUGAUUUAUCGGAUCGGUAUAGGGUUAUUUUAGGUAUAUUGAUAUUCUCAAUUUUAACUCUAGAAAGAGGAACUUAUAAAAUCUUGUUGUAGCGUUUCAUCAUUUUUUAGUGAAGAAGAUAGAUGAUGGAGUAUCA
Momordica charantia (bitter melon) is the source of this 1737-nucleotide messenger RNA. NCBI's taxonomy places the organism in Eukaryota, Viridiplantae, Streptophyta, Magnoliopsida, Cucurbitales, Cucurbitaceae. The record is from RefSeq and is a predicted model, not a curated record.